This is a messenger RNA of Pseudophryne corroboree (corroboree frog), 800 nucleotides long. RefSeq names its product regenerating islet-derived protein 4-like. Lineage: Eukaryota; Metazoa; Chordata; Amphibia; Anura; Myobatrachidae. Gene Ontology annotation, biological process: venom-mediated disruption of cell wall in another organism; positive regulation of cell population proliferation; antimicrobial humoral immune response mediated by antimicrobial peptide. The transcript has 5 exons. Gene Ontology annotation, molecular function: peptidoglycan binding; oligosaccharide binding; signaling receptor activity. The record is from RefSeq and is a predicted model, not a curated record. The coding region runs from base 126 to 752 and encodes 208 amino acids.
GUAGUGACAAGAGCCUAAGUGCUGUAACCUAGAGAAACGUCCAGCUGUCACCAUUGCCCACCACCCAGGGCAAUGUCCAGAGUUACCAACAUCUGACUCACUAACAAUGACCACUCCCAGGGUAUAUGAGCACCUAUGUGAAUAAUUACUAUAAAGGCCAGUAUGGACUAAAGACUAGAAGGAAAUCAUUGAAAAUACUGGCCAAAGCCUACAGGACAUCCAGCUCCCAGCUUCUUCUAGUCUCAGAAAAUCAGAAACACAAAAUGAUCAUUUCCUCAGGUUUCACGCUUGCUGUCCUGGGAAUCUUAAUCAUCAUGGUGGAGCUCACAGAGGCUGCUUCAGUCCGCUCCUCAUGUCCCCCUGGUUGGUUCUUCUACAGAUCGCACUGCUAUGCAGUCAGUAAGAUCCCAGCAAAAUGGGCUGAUUCAGAGUACGAGUGUGUAAGUUACGGACAUGGUGCCCACCUGGCUUCUAUUAUGGAUGAUUCCGAAGCCUCAAUCAUUGCAAGCCAUGUGUCGGCUAGCCAGGAUUCUGAUGGAGUGUGGAUAGGACUGCAUGACCCUGACCAGAAUGGUCGUUGGAAGUGGACUGAUGGAUCCAUGUUUAACUAUUUAGCAUGGAAAUCUGGGGUCCCAGAUAAUGCCAAAGGGAAGGAAUUUUGCGUUGUGCUCAUCAAUGGCUCUAAAUAUAAGAAAUGGAAUGAUGUUGGAUGUGGGGGACUCAGAAACUAUGUCUGUAAAUUCAAACCCUGAAGUAGCAUAAUGCCAUUAAUUUUGGUUCAUGAUGAAUUAAUAAAUUCU